CGAUGAAGGUUCUUGUUGUUGGCUCUGGUGGCCGUGAACAUGCCAUCUGCUGGGCUCUAGAAAAGUCAUCCAAAGUUGAAUCGAUCUAUGUUUCUCCAGGUAAUGGAGGCACUGCGUCUACAUCCAAAUCAAUCAAUGUGCCCAUCAAACCUGUUGCUCCAGAAUUUACUGAAUUAGUUCGAUUUGCCGUUGAUAACCAGAUUGAUCUUGUUGUUGUUGGACCUGAACAACCACUUGUUGAUGGAAUUCACGGUGCAUUUAAAAAGGUUGGAAUUUCCUGCUUUGGACCGUCCAAGGAAGCUGCUCAGCUUGAAGGAUCUAAAGCAUUCUCCAAAGUGUUUAUGGAUCGUCAUCACAUUCCCACUGCUGCAUACAAGACGUUUACAAAGUACGAGGAGGCUGAGGCAUAUCUACGUCAAUACAAGGGCAAAUAUGUCAUCAAGGCAUCUGGUCUUGCAGCAGGAAAGGGUGUUUUGAUUCCCGAAACUCUCGAGGAAGGCAUUACUGGUCUCAAGUCCAUCAUGGUUGAUUCCGUAUUUGGUUCUGCUGGUAGCGAGGUUGUCAUUGAAGAGCGUAUGGAAGGGGAGGAAGUUUCCAUUCUUGCGCUAUCAGAUGGUUACACUGUAAUUCCAUUCCCAGCGGCACAAGAUCACAAACGAGCCUAUGAUGGCGACAAAGGUCCUAAUACUGGUGGUAUGGGUGCAUAUUCUCCCACUUUAGUCUACACGUCUGAUCUCGCCGCGCAGGUUAAAAGGACCAUCCUUCAGCCCACCAUUGAUGGCAUGCGUAGAGAUGGACAUCCGUUUAUUGGUGUUCUUUUUGUUGGUCUUAUGCUGACCCCAACCGGACCCAAGGUGGUCGAGUUCAACUGUCGUUUUGGUGAUCCUGAAACGGAGGUUGUUCUUCCAUUGCUGGACGAUCACUGCGACCUGUUUGAAAUCAUGAUGGCAUGCACACAAGGCCGCUUGGACUCUGUUCCUGUUUCCUUUAAGCGUCAAUUUGCCGUCACUGUUGUUGGUGCUUCCAAGGGAUAUCCUGGAUCUUACGAAAAGGGAAAGAAAAUAGAUCUUCCUGCAUCUCUUGACAAAAAUGUCAUGAUCUUUCAUGCCGGAACUUUGGUUUCGAACAAUCAGCUGGUGAGUUCUGGCGGCCGUGUUCUUGCAGUCACUGCCGUCACAGACUCUUUAUCCAGUGCACUUGAGAGCGCUUACAAAGUCAUUUCUCAAAUCAAACUAGAUGGAAUGGAGUACCGUACGGAUAUUGGUCAUCGUGCGUUAGCUUUACUUCAAUCGCGCACACGUACAGGUGCUACUUAUGCCGAUGCUGGUGUGAGCAUUGAUGCUGGCAACCUUCUUGUUGAAAAAAUCAAGCCAUUUGUCAAAGCAACUCGUCGUCCAGGCGCUGAUGCAGACCUCGGUGGAUUUGGCGGUAUUUUUGAUCUUAAAGCAGCUGGAUACAGAGAUCCAGUGCUUGUUUCUGGUACAGACGGUGUUGGAACCAAGCUUAAAAUUGCUCAAGCUGUUCGCAAGCACGACACCAUUGGUAUUGAUCUUGUUGCCAUGAGUGUCAAUGACGUGAUUGUUCAAGGUGCCGAACCUCUAUUUUUCCUUGAUUACUAUGCAAGCAGCAAGCUUGAAAUUGAGGUUGCCAAAGACGUUGUUGCUGGCAUUGCCAAGGGAUGUUUAGAUUCUGGAUGUGCUCUUGUUGGUGGUGAAACUGCUGAAAUGCCAGGCAUCUAUCAACACGGCGAAUAUGAUCUUGCCGGGUUUGUUGUGGGUGCAGUGGAUCGUGAUCAGGUUCUCCCUAAACUCGAUCAAAUUAUUCCAGGAGAUGUUUUACUUGGACUGCCUUCUUCCGGAGUGCACUCCAACGGCUUUUCGCUUGUGCGUCACGUCGUUGGCAUGGCUGGUAUGGAUUAUGACUCUUUGUGCCCAUUCACUACCCCAAAUCCUGGCCAAACCCUUGGAGAAGCCCUCUUGACGCCAACACGUCUUUAUGUCAAGCAACUUCUUCCUGUUAUUCGUAAAAACCUUGUUAAAUCCAUGUCUCAUAUCACGGGCGGUGGUUUUAUCGACAAUGUGCCUCGUACUCUUCCAGAUCAUGUUGGUGUAGUGAUUGAUGCCAAUGCAUGGCCUCUUUUGCCUGUUUUCAAGUGGAUUAAAUCUGCAGGAGGAAUUGCCAAUCUUGAGCUUGCGCGCACUUUUAACUGUGGCAUCGGCAUGGUUUUAGUGGUUGCUGGUGAGCAUGUUGAACAGGUGAAACAGAUUUUGAUUGAGCAUGGCGAAACAGUAUACGAAAUUGGUCGUGUAGUGGAUCGUAAAGAGAAUGAGGAUGGUGCACAUGUUAAGAUGUUGAAUAUGGAGACUGCAUGGAGCUAGGCUGUGAAUUCAUAUAUUACUUUUAUCUAGAUUUGAUUCAAUCGUUUCUAUUUAGUUUUUAAAGAUAAAAUUUAUUUGUAAAGCUUC
Messenger RNA from Batrachochytrium dendrobatidis JAM81, 2465 nucleotides. RefSeq names its product bifunctional aminoimidazole ribotide synthase/glycinamide ribotide synthase. The coding region runs from base 3 to 2378 and encodes 791 amino acids. NCBI's taxonomy places the organism in Eukaryota, Fungi, Chytridiomycota, Chytridiomycetes, Rhizophydiales. Gene Ontology annotation, biological process: 'de novo' IMP biosynthetic process; adenine biosynthetic process. Gene Ontology annotation, cellular component: cytosol. Gene Ontology annotation, molecular function: ATP binding; metal ion binding; phosphoribosylformylglycinamidine cyclo-ligase activity. The record is from RefSeq and is a predicted model, not a curated record. The transcript has 7 exons.